Molecule: messenger RNA, 696 nt
Organism: Oryctolagus cuniculus (rabbit)
Lineage: Eukaryota; Metazoa; Chordata; Mammalia; Lagomorpha; Leporidae
Source: RefSeq, a predicted model, not a curated record
AUGCCCACGCUGGUUCCCAGCCUCCUCUGGAGCCCUCGGUCCACCAUGAUGGCCUCCCUGUGGCUGCGCGCCCUGCUCUCGGGCAACGAGGCGGUCCUGCAGUGUGACCACCCCGGGGCUGUCUGGCACUUCACUUCCUUCCUAGAAGACACCCCCUCCCUGCUCCACUCAACGGCCAACGUGAAGAAAUUCCCGGGCGGCAGCCUCCAGCUGAGCCACCCCCAGCCGGCGCAGACUGGCCUCUACAGCUGCCAGGACGGCAAAGGCAGCCUGGUGGUGGAAUACGAGAUAGACUUCCAGGACGUGACCGCCCUGCACGUCACUCACAGAGACCUGGGCCAAGAGCCCCUGGCCAACGAGACCCUGAACCUGGGCGGGGCGGUGCUUGUCUACACACGCUGGGAGCCCUGGCAGGACUGUAACCGCUGCGGGGCGCCAGGCGAGCGCAAGCGCCUGGGCUUCUGCUACGUCGAGGACUCGCCGGAGGAGUCCAUGCCCUGCUGGCUGUAUCUGCGAGAGCUGCGAGCGCCCUACGGCCGCAUGCAGCCAGAGCUGCAGGUGGAAGCCUGCCUCGUCCCCUGCGAUGGCGCCAGCACGAAAACCACACAGCCCUACUUCAUCUUUGACGCGCACCAGCUGGGCAAGUGGACCAGCCACGUGUGGCUCACCUGCCCCUUUGCCUCGGUCUACAGGUGA